This is a messenger RNA of Protopterus annectens (West African lungfish), 6030 nucleotides long. It is a transcript of the gene TECPR1, whose product is annotated as tectonin beta-propeller repeat containing 1. The record is from RefSeq and is a predicted model, not a curated record. Gene Ontology annotation, cellular component: membrane. NCBI's taxonomy places the organism in Eukaryota, Metazoa, Chordata, Ceratodontiformes, Protopteridae.
GCCGUACUUCCGCCUUAGCGGCAUAGAUAAGUAUGCGGCUGCGAAGGUAAUGAGUUCGGUUGGUAUUUCAGUAUACCCCGUCAUGAAGUGAUUUGUCUCCCAAACCCGUCCCUGUACUUUUUGACUUAAAAGGAGGAGAUGGGGUCUGUAGAAGCUUCUCCCAAUUUUUGUGCAGUUUUCCGGUGAAUUGGCCUAUCCAUGAGAAACAGUGUCUUGUAGAAAGAAGGGGAAUCCUUUCAGUAUAUCGAAAUAUAAACCAGUGUAAGAUCUUGCCAUGCCAAGUUCCCUUGUAUGGGCAGUGGAUGUGUCAGGAAGAGUGUAUACCCUCUCCACUGUAGGACAACAGUGGGAGCUUUGCAAAGACAGACACCUUGAGUUUAAACGUGUAGCAGCAGCGAAGCAGUGCUGUUGGGGAAUUGCAUGCGAUCAGCAGGUCUAUGUUUAUGUGCAUUCAAGUGAUGUACCAAUUCGAUAUCAGGAAGAGGCCUUUGAAAAUCAGCGCUGGAAUCCGGUGGAUGGUUUUUCUGAUAGACUGCUGCCCAGUGACCGAUGGCAAUGGAGUGACAUCACUGGAUUGAAACAUCAGCCUCUGAAUAGUUUCCAUCUGCCUUCGGAGCACUGGGACUGGGAGUCAGACUGGUAUGUCGAUGAAAAUAUUGGCGGAGAGCCAACAGAGAAAGGGGGUUGGACAUAUGCUAUGGAUUUUCCAGCAACUUAUACGAAAGAUAAGAAAUGGAAUUCUUGUGUCCGACGAAGGCGAUGGAUCAGAUACAGACGGUACAGAUCCCGAGACGUGUGGGCUAAGAUAUCCUCUUUUGAGGACAAGAAGUAUCCAGACCCUAUAAAUGACAUCACAGUUGGUGGAUGGGAAAUCACAGAUGAACCUGUUGGCUAUCUGUCAGUCUGGGCAGUAACUUUGCUAGGCAAGAUCUUCUACAGAGAAGAUGUGAGUCACCACAAUCCGGAAGGUGCCAGUUGGACCCAAGUGGACAGUCCUGGUGAAGUGAUUCAGAUCAGCUGUGGACCUUUUGAUCUUCUGUGGGCUGUUCUGUGGGAAGGGCAAACAGUUGUCAGAGAGGGAAUCAGUAGAGAUAACCCAAAAGGCACUUCUUGGAAGAUUGUGGAAGCUCCAUCCUCAAACACUGCUGUUGUGCAUGUCUCUGUGGGAGUUAACGUAGUGUGGGCAGUAACACGAGACAAGAAGGUUUGGUUCCGCAGAGGUGUAAGUUCACACAAUCCUGCAGGAAGUGGUUGGAUUGGAAUGGUAGGAGAAAUGCUACUGGUGAGCGUGGGCUUGAAUGAUCAGGUUUGGGGUAUCAGCUGUGAUGAUCGAACUGUGUAUUAUCGCCAGGGCAUAACUGUAAGCGAGCUCAGUGGAAAGAAUUGGAAGGCUGUAGUAGCAGGGAGAGAGGAUGAUCGAUCUCAGACAGGCAGUGCCAGCAGCCUUUUUAGUGCUGGCUGUUUCUUUGGAGAAGAGGUUCAAGUUCCCACACACAAUAACUCUGAAUUCUCUGAGCCUGACAGAUUGUCUGGGAAUUCUGCUGAUGCAGACAGUGCAGCAGAAAGCAGCCAGCUUGGUGCACAUUGUCAGAUAACCGAAGCAAGUAACAGCUCUGUUUUACAGGAAAUGGAAGAACAAAGCACAUCUGGUUUUAACAGAGAUGUAAAAGAUAGUGAGCAGAUGCUGACUGAACAACGGCAGCCAUCCUCACAGCAGGAGCCUCAAGUAGUGAUGCAUAAGUGGUCCAAUGUCAACCUGGCAGAUUUUCAGCCUCACACAGAAACUUAUGCUAAGGAUCCUUUAGAAACCUCCAGCCUGUCUUCUAUAGCAGUGUAUCCUGUUGGAACUGAAGAUCGUUAUGUGGAAGAACAUUCUUACUGGGCCUGGCUGAGCUGUAGUGGAUGUGAAAUAGACUGCCAUACUCCUCUGAAAUGGUUCACAGCACAACAAGGUCUGGCUUCUUCAGUGGCAGCCAUGUCUUUGUUCGCAACUCCUGCAGAGACUGAAACAUGGAAGAAACAGAUUUUUGAACAGCUUAAUGAAAGAACUAAACGAGAACAAAACAACUUCCAACAUUAUGAACAAGCUAUAGAGCAGUAUAUCCAUGUCUUCCUAAAUGAGGUCACUGUUCUAGUACCUGUGCUCAGUGACACAAGACAUUCUUUUGCUGUGUACACUCCAGAAAGGACGAAGCAGAGGUGGCCAAUACGACUAGCAGCAGCCACGGAACAAGAAAUGCAUGACUGGCUUGCUGUUCUGAAUCUGGCCUGCUGUGAAUGUAGGGGAAGCCAGGGCCCUCCAUCACAUCAAGCUGUUUGGUCUGUGACUUGUAAUGGGGAUAUUUUCUUCAGUGAACCUUACCAGUGUCUUGAAGCUGUCCCAUAUCCAGUGCCCUGUGACCAAAUGGUUUGGCGUCAGAUCGGUGGUCAUCUUCGACAAAUUGAGUGCAAUAGUCUGGGAAUAGUGUGGGGUAUAGGAUAUGAUAAUAACCCCUGGGUGUAUACUGGUGGAUACGGAGGAGGUUUCUUUCAAGGGCUGGCCAGUAGUACUAACAACAUUUACGCGCAAACAGAUGUGAAAUGUGUUUACAUUUAUGAAAAUCAGCGCUGGAACCCUGUCACUGGCUAUAGCAGCAGAGGUUUGCCAACAGAUAGAUACAUGUGGAGUGAUGCUUCAGGCCUGCAGGAACAAACAAAGACAAACACAAAGCCACUUUCUCCACAGUGGACAUGGACCUCAGACUGGUACAUUGAUUUUAAGACUCCAGGUGGAACUGACAGAGAAGGUUGGCAGUAUGCAGCCGAUUUUCCUGCGUCCUAUUCUGGGUAUAAGACAAUGAAAGACUUUGUAAGACGUAGGCGCUGGGCAAGAAAAUGUAAAUUAACAACAACAGGACCUUGGUUAGAAGUUCCUCCUAUACUGCUGUGGGAUAUCUCUCUUAUUCCUUCUAUCUCUGCACCCCAGGAUGGUCACGUGGCGGUAUGGGGUAUCAGCAACAAAGGUGACGUCCUUUGUCGGAUUGGCGUAACAAAGCAGAAUCCAUCUGGUACUUCUUGGCUUCAUGUUGGAACUGAUCAGCCAUUUGUCUCUGUCUCCAUUGGAGUCUUUUACCAGGUGUGGGCUAUUGCUCGAGAUGGAUCUGCCUUUUACCGGGGAUCUGUGACUUCAGAAAACCCAGCAGGUGACUGUUGGUACCAUAUUCUGUCCCCUUUAAAGCAAAAGUUAAAACAAUUGUCAGUGGGACGCACAACAGUAUGUGCAGUGGAUGAAAGCUGCAAUCUGUGGUUCCGUCAGGGAAUUACUCCAAGUUAUCCACAAGGUUCCAGCUGGGAACACAUUUCCACUAAUGUCCGCAAAGUUUCUGUGGGCCCUCUCGAUCAGAUUUGGAUAAUUGCUGACAAAGUUCAGGGUAGUCAUAGUUUGAGCUGUGGAACGGUGUGUCAUCGAACUGGGGUAAAUCCACUGGAACCCAAAGGGCACUCUUGGGAUUAUGGAAUCGGAGGAGGCUGGGAUCAUGUAACAGUAAGAGGAAAUUCACUUGAACCUCCUCGGAAUAGUUUGGAUGAAUCUGGAAACAGGAGCGAAAAAUUGUACAGGCAAGAAAGCGGAAGAGAUGAGAGAAAAAAUAGUAAUGAGGAAUGACAGCUAUCACUGGAAAAGAGCAGGACAAACAUUAAUUUGUUGUUACUUGCUGACUUUACUGCUGCUGUUUGUAUGCUGCUCAUUAUACAGGACUAAACAGAACUCAGAAAAUGCUGCUUUGUGUAUACGUAUUUCAUUCCCUUCAUUUUCCCUUAAAACACUUAUGUACAUAUGUAUAUAAAGUAGAUAAGAUGUUAAGUAUGACUGUUUCUUUCUUUCAGAGAAAUCAUAUUGUUUAGGAUUCAAAACCUAAACACAAUGAAAUCUUACUGGCAUAUAAAAUGAAUCCAUAAGCAGCUUCUUAAAACAGGACUUUGUUUCUACUGUCACUGAGCUCUUCAGUAGUUCAUAUCCCUCAGUGCUGUCCAGUUUGUUCCUUUUGCUGCUUUCCUCUGUCGUAAGUGCAGCAGCGUAGGGAUUCCUUUGCUUCUUGUCGCAGUAUUUUGUGGCUGUGCAAGUGACCAUUGGAAGUGGCAAGUGACACAGAAUUUUAUUAACUUUAAAGCCCAGCAGUAUUUCAAGGUCAGAAUUAUAUUUUAUUUUUUUAACCAAGAAAAGCUUGUUGACAAUGCAGAGUUUCGUGACAAAAAUAAUUCUGUCAACAUUUUACAAAAAAGAAUCAAAAUCAUAAGCAUUGUGUACAUAACGACAAACAUAAAUUGAGGUAUACCAUUAACUAGAUGGGCUAAAUGAUCAUAUACUGUGAUUACAUAGAGAUUUAUUAAAAAUGGAAAAUGGAUGAUAUAAGUUGAAAUAAGCAAACCCUAAAUCAAAGGCUGAUUAUUAGGCUUCAAGGGAGUCCUACUGGGGCUUCCUCAUGAAAAUCUUUCUGCUUUCAUGUUUUUUAAGUAUAGAAUGCAAUCUGAUUCAUAUUUUUAGAACUUAUCAUUUUAACUUGGGUGUUAAUGAUUUAGCUGUUUUUCUGUAUAUUUGAGUUUAUUUUUUACAACAAAAGGAAACUAGAAAGACGUAGUUAAACAUCAAGAAACAAUUACAGCAGUAGUAGUUGACUGUUAAUACUCAAACAUGGCUAUAAGCCGAAUUUGGAAAUGUUUGAUCAGAAUAUGUCUUUAUUAUGGAGGUACUCCUUUUCUAGGUGUUGGUGUGACCUUGGGCCUGGCUUAUAUAAGUUUAGGGGUGUGGGGUCACGGGACAAUGCCCCUCACAGAAAGUGCUUUGGUACUUAAGGGGUUUGAGGUUAGAAAGGCAGCAUGGUGGCUUAGUGGUUAAUAUGUCUGCCUAAAAGUGUGGGCUCAGUUCUGAACUCUGGUCACUGCCUGUGUGGAGUAAGCAUACUCUCCCUGUGUUUUAUGGUUACUUUGGUUUCAUCUCAUCUCCCAAAAAACAUACUGGUUGAUUUUGUACUGCUGUUGAGAAUAAAAAAAGAUCCACGAUGACCAGAUCACUUAACCAUUUAGCAAAUUGAUUUAAAAAAAGCUAAAUUAAAGAGCUUUAGUUAGGUACAUUUAGUUUGCGUUUUUGUAUUGCUUUUAUCUUCUGGAGUACUGUGUUAUGGCUUGCUUGUGGCAUUUUGUGUUAUGUCUGGUUUAAUGUUUUGCUAAUAAUUUUUGGUUCAGUAUUUUACAAAGAUGUUAUUUAUUUUUCUGUGUUUGGGGAGGGGGAAUGAACAUAUGGUUUGCUGUAUGUCAGUGUGGUGUUUUACUGAGUCCAGCUUGAAAGACUCCUUGUAAAUGAUUUGUUUUAACUUUGAACUGUAGGUUUUAUAUUUAGUAGUCAGAAUUUUACAGAGAUACCAAGGUCAUGAGGUGUAAUUUUCUGUAUUCAGUUAAGCAGUUCUUGCCAAAAAAUCACUUAGCACAUGGCCACAUUAUUUGGUUGAUGUCAACUUUAUUUUCAGAGUUACAUUCAGUCCAUUAUUACAGAAAAAUCAUAUGCAUGUUAUGUAAACUUUCGGGAGUUCACUAGGCACAAUGGAAAAUUUGUAUUCAGUCAUGAUGGAACUUGCUUGAUAGAGCUGAUGAAAGUAGGAGCUUUUUCUGUUUGUAUUCUGGUGAAAAUCAGUUUCUUCAUUUUCCUCAUACCCCAACUUGUUUGUGGCACUUUCUCACCUUGCUGCUUGAUACCCUUGUAAAUGUAGAUUCCCUUUAUUUCAGUAGAAUAGCUCAAUGAGAGUUAUUUACUGGUAAUGUUGUAUUUCACGAAGAACAGGAUGACUUAUAGUGUUGAUAACUCACCAGAGUUAUGCAUAAGAAUGGCUGUUUUGAGUUAUCAUUGUAAUGAAAAAUCGGACUUAGUUAUCUCAAUGUAUGAAUAUCCUUCAAGGAUUUUAAUGAACACUUGAAUGGUUUUGCCUUGUACUAGCUUGAUCUCAGUAUCUUAAAAAUCAGGUUUGUUGCCAAUAAAGAGGAAUGAUGUUCUGAAUAAGG